UUGUUGUGCAAGAGCCUUUUCUUUCUCUCUCUCUCUGUCUUUCCUUUUCUUUCUUCUCCAUUUUCUCGAAUGUGUGGAUAAGAAAAGGAAAUAUGGGUAAGUUUAUAGAAGAGAAGGCUCUUGAUCAAACUUUUUAUGCACAUCAUCAUGAUCAUAAUAAUGAUGAUCAUCAUCGGCUGGGACUUAAUCGUUAUAACAGCCUGGAAGAGAAAGUUUCAGAGUUUUUGAAUAACGAUUACGCAGAUUCUGAUGCAGCCGAUGGCUAUAGAUCGGACGAGAAUGAAUCCAAUGAUUCUCUCCAACACGAUCUUUACUGGGAAUCCCAGGAAGCUUUGCUUCAGGAAAUCCUAGAGCGUUACGCAUUGGUAGGUUCCAAGUUACGGCAAGUAGUAAAUGGAAUUAUAAAGGAAGCGAGAGAGACAGUGUUUUGCAGCUGCAAAAACCAAAAGCAAAACCUAAGGCCUGAUGUUGGUUGCAUCAACUGCUUGCGCAAGACAGUUAUUCAUCUGCUUUGUCGCAGAGGACUUAAUGCCACUCUCUGUGUUUCUAAGUGGAAACACACCAAGAACCAUCCUGCAGGGACGCAUGAAUACGUCGAAGUGAUUGCAAGCACGCUAGGGCGGAAGAAGCAAAUCCCAUUCGUGAUUGAAUUGGAGUUCAGAGACCAAUUCGAGAUUGCGAAAGCAUGUGACGAGUACAUCAAACUGGUAGACAAAUUACCAGAGUGUUACGUGGGCAAAUCCGAUUACCUCAACCCCAUCGUGGGAGUGAUGUGCGAUGCCGCCAAGAGGUCGAUGGAGGAACAGAAACUCCAUAUGGGUCCCUGGAGGAAGCGAAGCUUCGUGCAGAUGAAAUGGUCUAACUCUUCCGAGCGACGAUCCCUAAUCGAGGAACCCUCCAGGCAAAUGCUGCAUCAAUUUUGCUCAAAAUCUUCGAAAACCACUGCUGCCGGAAUCGUUACCAAACGAAACAUCGACACUUCUUGCUGAUAAAGAUGCUGCUACUGGCAAGGGGCAGAUGCGUUUUUGGGUAUGAUUAAAUGAUGAUCAUAGUGGCCAACAUAAUGAAUACUAUUAUAUGAUACUAUAUAUAUAUGAAACGGCAACAUGAUGAUUGGUGUAUGAAUUAUUGAACGAGUUUUGUACUCAUUAGAUCAUAUAGUAGAAAUUUUGUCAAGGAAAGCAAAAGUCCAAGCCCAUGCUGCUAAAUUGCGGCAA
Hibiscus syriacus is the source of this 1217-nucleotide messenger RNA. RefSeq lists its product as uncharacterized. The record is from RefSeq and is a predicted model, not a curated record. NCBI's taxonomy places the organism in Eukaryota, Viridiplantae, Streptophyta, Magnoliopsida, Malvales, Malvaceae. The transcript has 3 exons. The coding region runs from base 93 to 989 and encodes 298 amino acids.